Messenger RNA from Mesorhabditis belari, 948 nucleotides. The record is from the annotation of a GenBank genome assembly. Lineage: Eukaryota; Metazoa; Nematoda; Chromadorea; Rhabditida; Rhabditidae.
AUGAUCCUCAGAUGGUUGUUAUUAGUCUUCUUUGCUUUACACACAGAAGCGGCUCCAAAAUGUGAAAAUGUGUUGAGGAGUGAUGUGAAAUGGUAUUUCGAUGAUCGACACCGAAUGUGCAUGGCUUUCCGAACGGAUUGUCAAUCGAGAUUCCAAGUGGUCGCCCAGUUUUUCGAUAGUGAAGAGGAGUGCACGUUGAAUCGAAUGAAAACUUUAUGGAAAAACAUUCGCGUGCGUUGUCCGGUCGAUCUUCGAAUGGCGACUUUUAAACGAACGAAUGGCGAUCGAGUUCCUUUUCUUUUCUCAGCGGAAAUGUGUCAUUCGGACGGUUUCUCGGAUAUGUGCGACAAAACGGAGACUUGUUUCACGGUUGAAUGGCUUGGUUUUUGUUGUAAUGAUGAGGCUUUCCUCGGUGAUGGACCAAAUGCUGGUGUGUUUAAUGUAACCGGUUUGGGCGGUCCAGUCAAUCACAUUCGAAACGCCGCUCAUAGUGAGCCGCCAAGUGAAGCGCCGGUGAAUUGCAAUGAGGAUGGAGAUCGGAAUGAGGUUGAGUGGUUUCGUAAUCCGUCGGGUCGUGGUUGCGUAUCGCAGCGUAUUCAAUGCUCUCUCCCAAAAUUCACUCGUCCCAUCAGACAAGAUGUUUUCCCUGAUGAGCAAAGUUGCAUGGAUUUCUGGUUUCCAAACGAGCACAUUUUACGUACGUUCGAUUGUGCAGAAGAGGGUUUCUCGGCUGCUGUCGACAUCAAUGGGACACCGCUUGUUUAUGAGAAAAGACUCUGCGGCUCUCCACAUGAUUCCGAUUUUUGUAAUCGUGACGAAGUGUGCAAAACGUUAAGCGACGUCGGUUUCUGUUGUCAGCGAUCAUCCGAGGGUGCCUUCAAAUACGCGCAAAUGGGUCGGAAAAAUCGUCAACAGCCAAUCCGGGUGCAUCGUUUGCGACGUGUCUUG